Molecule: messenger RNA, 450 nt
Organism: Cucurbita pepo subsp. pepo (vegetable marrow)
Lineage: Eukaryota; Viridiplantae; Streptophyta; Magnoliopsida; Cucurbitales; Cucurbitaceae
Source: RefSeq, a predicted model, not a curated record
AUGUACUAUGGAANAAUGAUAAAGUCUGCAACGAGAAAGAAGACUGAGAUUUUUCAAAUGGAUUUGUUGCAAAGAGAAGUUCGAAAGCAAAUUGAUGGAAAAAAGUACUUGCUCAUCAUGGAUGAUGUGUGGAAUGAAGAUUACGAGAAAUGGGUUAUUCUCAAAAGAUUAUUGACGGCUGGUGCAUCAGGAGACGAAGGAUCAGAAAAAGAACUUGAAAAUUCGAAUCUAGUCGAAAUUGAGAAGGAGAUUGUGGUAAAGUUAAAAGGCCUUCCUCUUGCAAUAAGAACGAUCGGACGUCUUCUAUAUGCCAAAAAACCAGAACAUCAUCUUUGGUUGGCUUUCAAGGAUAACGAGCUUUCUCAAGUUUUGGAACAAAGAGAAGAGACACAAUUCAUGCUAUCAAUACUAAAGCUCAGUUAUAGCCAUCUCCAAUUUAGUUUGUCUUAG